AAGCACACAUAUAACGUUUUCACGUCACUCCCAUUAAAUACCAGUUGAUUAUACUCCUCCUUCCUCCUCUCCUCUCCUCUCCGUGUGUGUUUGAUCAUCUCAUCUACCUCUUCCAUUUCAUCCAGCUAACUCCUUCUAUCAAUCACUUUAUUCGAUUAAAAUGGGCGAGGAGAGCGAGUCAACUCAGUCGCUUCCCCUCGGCGCCGCCGCAGCCGACGACGCCGUUUCCAUCAACGUCCGCUGCUCCAACGGCUCCAAGUUUAGUGUCCGAGCGAGUGUGGGAUCCACUGUGUCGCAGUUCAAACAAGUCGUCGCGGAGAAUUGCGAUGUUCCAGCUGUGCAGCAGCGGCUGAUUUACAAGGGACGGAUCUUAAAGGAUGAUCAAACCCUAGAUAGUUAUGGUCUUCAAGCUGACCACACCGUGCACAUGGUUCGGGGUUCUCCCCCUAUUGCAUCGCCACCAGGUGCUGCAGCUUCGAGUGUUGGAAAUCCAAAUGCCACUACCAAUGCUACCCAGCCUGUUAAUCCUAUUGAUGGAGGGGGUUUAGGAGGUGCUGGUCUUGGGGCAUCACUGUUAAACGGUCUUGGUGGUUUUGGUGGGCUUGGCUUAGGUGCAGGCAGUGGUACUGGUGCUCAGGGCUUAUUUGGAGCUGGACUUCCAGAGUUUGAACAAGUUCAACAGCAACUUGCUCAAAAUCCCAACAUGAUGCAGGAUAUGAUGAAUACACCAGCCAUUCAGAACUUAAUGAAUAACCCAGAGAUAAUGCGCAGCUUGAUUAUGAGCAACCCCCAAAUGCGUGAUAUCAUUGAUCGGAACCCGGAACUUGCGCAUGUUCUUAAUGAUCCUGGCAUUCUUAGGCAGACAUUGGAGGCUGCUAGAAACCCUGAACUCAUGCGUGAGAUGAUGCGCAAUACUGAUAGGGCAAUGAGUAACAUUGAAUCAUCUCCUGAGGGUUUUAACAUGCUUAGGCGCAUGUACGAAAAUGUUCAGGAACCUUUCCUGAAUGCUACAACAAUGGGUGCAGGGGCUGGAAACGAUUUAGGAUCAAAUCCAUUUGCCGCGCUUCUAGGAAAUCAGGGUGGUGGUAACCAAGGCACAAAUGCCUCUAGCGACACUUUGAACACCGGUUCUGAAGCAGCUGCAGGGACUACUAUUCCUAACAGCAAUCCUCUUCCUAACCCUUGGGGUGGUACUGCUGGUUCCCAAACAAAUACUGCUGCAAGGUCAAAUCCAACAGGAGAUGCAAGGGGAGCAGGAAUUGGUGGUCUGGGAGGACUUGGUCUCCCAGGGUUGGAUCAAAUGGGCGGUGUUCCGGAUCCAUCAGCGAUGAACCAACUUCUGCAAAAUCCAGGUGUUUCACAGAUGAUGCAGAGUCUGCUUUCAAACCCACAAUACAUGAAUCAGUUUCUUGGAACUAAUCCUCAACUCCAGAGUAUGUUUGACAUGAACCCUCAAUUAAGAGAAAUGAUGCAGAAUCCAGAAAUCAUUCGUCAGCUUACGUCUCCAGAAAUGAUGCAGCGGAUGUCGACAUUUCAUCAGGCACUUCUUUCUCAGCAGAACAGACCACAAACAACUCAGGAACCAGCUCAAACUGGUGGGACUACAGGUGCAGGAGCACAAAACAACAUGGGACUGGAUAUGUUGAUGAAUAUGUUUAGUGGACUUGGUGGACUUGGAGCUGGUGGCUUGAAUGUCCCAAACACUUCCAAUGUGCCUCCAGAAGAACUCUAUGCUACUCAACUUUCGCAACUUCAAGAAAUGGGUUUCUUUGAUACCCAAGAGAAUAUCAGGGCAUUGCGUGCUACCUCAGGGAAUGUGCAUGCAGCAGUGGAGAGACUUUUAGGCAACCUCGGGCAGUAGCACCAUUUCUGUUUCCUCGGAAACUUGGUGGUGUGUAAACUUAAUCAAGUAAUACAAGUGUCUUGUACAGACAAUAGACAUGUCAGGCACUUGUUUUAAUAAGUUAAACAUUUACAUAGUUAGAGUUGAGAACUUGGUAAAUGGUGUGGCCUUUGUAAAACAGGAGUCUCAAACAUCCUCCCUUAGCAUAUGCCUGCCUGUUUGUGUACAUGCAUUGUUAAAAUUUUUGUUUUAAAUUAUUAUUAUAAACAAUUGUUACAGUUCCGGAGACUAA
Daucus carota subsp. sativus is the source of this 2135-nucleotide messenger RNA. Its product is annotated as ubiquitin domain-containing protein DSK2a. The record is from RefSeq and is a predicted model, not a curated record. The transcript is spliced from 8 exons. Gene Ontology annotation, biological process: ubiquitin-dependent protein catabolic process. Lineage: Eukaryota; Viridiplantae; Streptophyta; Magnoliopsida; Apiales; Apiaceae. Gene Ontology annotation, molecular function: polyubiquitin modification-dependent protein binding. Gene Ontology annotation, cellular component: cytosol. Bases 161 to 1861 code for a protein of 566 amino acids.